AGAAAAAACACUCGAGUUGGCAUCAUGAAACUGAUCGGCUUGCUUCUUACUGUGGCGAGCCUCCGAGGGGGCUCGGCCACGGCCAUCGACUGGGCUUCUCUUGGCCCCCGUAUUGAGGCCAUGGCUACGACUGGAGAGGUGGACGAGCAAGUGACUGAUUUGUUCCGACUCAAGCAUACCUUCAAGCCCAACGGCAAGCCAAUUGAACUUCAAAUUUUUGAUGGAAUGUCCGAGAAACAAAAGAUUGAAUUGACUUGCGCAUUUUGCGAUCUCGGUGCAAGCCAGUUCCUCAGCUGGUUCAACGCCGGAGACUCUCCUGCGGUCAUCGUGGACAAGGGUGUCAAUCUUUGUCUCGACCUCAACGUCCAGACGGAGAGAGUGUGCAGGGGCGUGCUGGAAAUGUACGUGGACACGUUCUAUUACAUCCUGACCGAGCGUAACAGCACUGAGCCCGUUACUGUGACUGAAGUUUGCGGAUUCCUCAUCUUCCCAACAUGUUGGGUGGACAACCCUCGCUACCAGUGGACCCUGGACCUUGAUUUCCUCGGCCCCAAGCCAACACCAGAGACACCCCAGCUGCCUCCCGCCGGCUCGCCAGUGCUGAAGGUUCUACAGCUGACUGACAUGCACGUCGAUCCCAAUUACAGCGUCGGUGGAAACGGUGCCUGUGACGAACCGACGUGCUGCAGGGUCGACCAGGGCGCCCCUGUCAACUCGACGCCCGCCGGAUACUGGGGUGACUACAGGGACUGCGACUUGCCCGUGCACUCUUUCAUUAAUCUGCUUGAACAAACCAGCACUCAUAGUGACCUAGCGUAUGUAAUCUUCACCGGGGACAUCAUCGACCACGGCGUGUGGGCUACUACCACGCAGUACAACGUAGACCUUAUCAAUUUCUUCUACGACCAGCUCAAGUCCUCAUACAACGUUCCCGUGCUGCCAAUUUUCGGCAACCACGAGCCGCACCCGCUCAACGUAUUCACAAGUGAGGAGAUGAAUGUUCCCCCCGAAAUCUCGUCCGACUGGCUCUACGAGUUAGCAGUGGCGCAAUGGGAGGCAUGGCUUCCCGGGCAGAGCGCCAACAUUCUCAAGGGAGGCUAUUACGCUUACGAGGUCAACCCAGGCCUUAAGGUCAUUGGAUUGAACACUAUGUUCUGCUACCCCUACAAUUUCUGGUUGAUGCACACGACGUUUGACCCUGCCGGCGAAUUGAUUUGGCUGGCGAACGAGUUGCUCGCGUCCGAGCAGGCCAACCAGAAGGUGCACCUGCUGUCGCACAUUCCUGGCAACUCGGACUGCUACUACGUCUGGGGCAAUGAGUUCCGCAGGAUUGUAGACAGGUUUGAGAACACGAUCGUCGGCCAGUUCCACGGACAUACGCACAACGACCACUUCCACUUGUUCUUCGACCCGAAUGAUUCUUCGAGGGCCUCUGGAAUCGGUUUCGUUGGAGGCAGCGGCACCUCCUACAGCAACGUCAACCCUAACUACAGGAUCUACCACAUCGAUGGAGCAUACGACGGAUCAUCUUACCGAGUUUUGGAUCACGAAACAUGGUACUACAACCUGACGGAGGCAAACCUGGGAGGAGAAACAGUUCCCCCAAAUUGGCAGAAGCUGUACACCUUCACAGAGUCUUUCGGCGUCGCCUCCGUCUUCCCACAGGACAUGUACGAUCUCACCUUGAGGAUGAUCAACGACACAGAGCUCUUCCAGUUGUACUACAGCUACUACGUUAAGAUCGGUGACCCAUCCCUUGAAGAAGGCUGCGACGAAGCCUGCGUCAGGAAGCUGCUUUGCAAGAUUUUGACCUCGGUAGAAACUGAUUACACAGUGUGUGACCAGCUUUUGCCUCCACUUCCGUGAAAAUGUAAAUAAAAGAUAAUCGCAUUUGAAUUAAA
Cloeon dipterum is the source of this 1901-nucleotide messenger RNA. RefSeq names its product sphingomyelin phosphodiesterase-like. Gene Ontology annotation, biological process: sphingomyelin catabolic process; ceramide biosynthetic process. Gene Ontology annotation, molecular function: acid sphingomyelin phosphodiesterase activity. NCBI's taxonomy places the organism in Eukaryota, Metazoa, Arthropoda, Insecta, Ephemeroptera, Baetidae. Gene Ontology annotation, cellular component: lysosome. The record is from RefSeq and is a predicted model, not a curated record. The transcript is spliced from 9 exons. Bases 25 to 1866 code for a protein of 613 amino acids.